AUGAUUUUGUACUCACUUCGACACCCAAAGUUUGGAGUGCGUGUUCUAGUCAUGUUAUGCCCAACAACUCCAUUACAAACAAAUCACACGUACUCAAAAUUCUAUCUAUCCUACAACAUGUUUUUGCCUCACACUACAAACGAAGAAAACCUAACCCUAUUCCAACAAAGAAACAUGUCCAACGAUGCUGCUGCUGUGGCUGUUGCUUCGCCCGUGAAGAAGGCCUCACCCCGGAAGGCUUCCCCGAAGAAGUCGGCUGCGAAGAAGACCGUUAAGAGGACUGCUCCAAGGAAGGUGGCCAAGAAGCCAGCCACCAAGAAGCCAGCUACCAAGAAGCCAUCUGCAAAGAAACCGGCCACCAAGAAGGCGGCGGCGAAGAAGCCCGUGGCGAAGAAGGCGGCCAGGAAGGCUCCCAGGAAGGCAGUGAAGAAGGCGCCGAAGAAGAAGUAG
This is a messenger RNA of Trypanosoma rangeli, 450 nucleotides long. RefSeq lists its product as uncharacterized. The transcript has a single exon. The record is from RefSeq and is a predicted model, not a curated record. Lineage: Eukaryota; Euglenozoa; Kinetoplastea; Trypanosomatida; Trypanosomatidae. Bases 1 to 450 code for a protein of 149 amino acids.